AUGCCUAUGCACUUUCCAUAUACAAAUACGAAUACAACAGGACAUUAUAUUUAUGGAACAGCUGUCUAUCCUAAUUUUGGAAUUAAUUAUAAUCCAUAUUUUUCCUCAUUUUGUUCAAAUUCAAAUGGUCUUUUAUCAACACCAUCACAAACAUUAAUACCAAGACCAAUUGAACAAAAUAAAAAUUUAAAUAUUCGUGAAAAUAAACGAAUAAUGCCAAAAAAUAAUUUAUCUCUUCCAUCUGAUGAAAAGACAAACGAUAUUGAUUCAAAUGAUUUUUUAACAUUCAUUGAACAAAAAACAAAACCAAUAUCGGAUUUAAAUCCUUUUGCUAAUGAAUUUUCUCUUGUAACGAAUAAGAAUAAUCAAAUGGUAGCUACAAACAAUGAAAAUAAUCCGACAUAUAAAUUAAUAUUUAAUGAUUUAAUUGCACAAAGUCUUCAAUCAAUUGAAGCUAUUAAAAAGGCAUCAAAAAGAGUUUCUGUUAAUCAUGUUGCUGUUCAACAUGAUCAAUCAAUUGAUCAAAUCAAUUGUUCAACACAAACAGAUGAUGAUGAUGAUAAUCAACAUAACCUACUUGGAGAUUAUAGCUCAUGUACAGUUAAAUUAAUGAAUAAACUAUUUGAAAAUUUUAAAUAUUUAUUAUUAUUAUCAAAUGACAAUGAUUUAUAUAAUGAAUUGAAAUUGACAAGCAAUAUCUUAGAUGAACUUCAUUAUUUAAUAUUAGUUACUAAUCAGAUAAUAACAUCAAAUAAAUCAUUAGUAAAUAGAGAUAAUCUAUUUAGUAAUAUGAUAAAAGGUCUUUCAAUUCAAUCAUCACCGAUUAUGUUUGGAGCAGACAGACGAACACGUCGAUUGAUUUCAUCGUCGAUAAGUUGUUCAUCAAUACCAUCAGUUUCUUCUCGACAGAUUGAUCCAAUAACAAUAGUUAAGUCAAAAAUAUGUUUACUUUGUCGAAAACCUAUCAAUGAUAGUAAUGAUGUUAUGCAUGAAUUAUGUCGAUUAUUGUCAUCUCCUCCAGAUGUUUCCAAUGAUAUAUAG
Rotaria sp. Silwood2 is the source of this 1041-nucleotide messenger RNA. NCBI's taxonomy places the organism in Eukaryota, Metazoa, Rotifera, Eurotatoria, Philodinida, Philodinidae. The record is from the annotation of a GenBank genome assembly.